Messenger RNA from Brienomyrus brachyistius, 2730 nucleotides. RefSeq names its product crk-like protein. The transcript has 3 exons. Gene Ontology annotation, biological process: positive regulation of ERK1 and ERK2 cascade. NCBI's taxonomy places the organism in Eukaryota, Metazoa, Chordata, Actinopteri, Osteoglossiformes, Mormyridae. Gene Ontology annotation, molecular function: protein binding. The coding region runs from base 132 to 1031 and encodes 299 amino acids. The record is from RefSeq and is a predicted model, not a curated record.
AUUCUGUUGGACUGCGGGCUGCAGCGAGCUCCGGUGCAUCGGCGCUCAUAUCCCGUCAGGGUUUUUUUUUAUUUUACUUAUCCGGUAUAUAUAUAUAUAUAUUGGAAAUACGCGUGCUGCGUUUGCGAAGCAUGUCAUCUGCGCGCUUCGACUCUUCGGACCGGUCCAGUUGGUACUUCGGUCCCGUCUCGCGCCAGGAGGCGCAGAGCCGGCUGCAGGGACAUAGGCACGGCGUCUUCCUGGUCCGGGACUCCUCCACCUGCCCCGGCGAUUACGUGCUGUCGGUGUCGGAGAACUCCAAGGUUUCUCACUACAUUAUAAACUCUCUGCCCACCAAGCGGUUUAAGAUCGGCGACCAGGAGUUCGACAGUCUGCCCGCCCUGCUGGACUUCUACAAGAUCCAUUACCUGGACACGACGACGCUCAUAGAGCCGGCUGCCAGGUAUGUUAACCCUGCAGUGAGCAGCAGUCCAGCGAUGCCGCUGACUGGCUUGGAUGAGAACCUGGAGUAUGUGCGGACUCUGUACGACUUCUUGGGCAAUGAUGCCGAGGACCUACCCUUCCGGAAGGGCGAGAUCCUGGUAAUCUUGGACAAGCCGGAGGAGCAGUGGUGGAGCGCCCGGAACAAAGAGGGCCGUGUGGGCAUGAUCCCUGUGCCCUAUGUGGAGAGGCUGGUGCGCUCCAGUGCCCACUCAGGCACCUUGCCCCAUGGCAGCCGUAAUUCCAACAGCUAUGGGUUCCCUGAGCCAGCCCAUGCGUACGCACAGCCCCAGACAUCCUCACCCCUGCCGACUGGGCCCGGUCCCCUGCCAUCCACGCAGAACGGUCCCGUCAUGGCCAAGGCCAUCCAGAAAAGAGUGCCCUGUGCCUACGACAGGACUGCCCUGGCGCUAGAGGUGGGGGACGUGGUCAAAGUGACCCGGAUGAACAUUAGCGGCCAGUGGGAAGGCGAGGUCAAUGGCCGCAAAGGGCUCUUCCCCUUCACCCAUGUGAAAAUAAUCGACCCGCAGAAUCCGGACGAGAACGAAUGAGACGACGCCCCUUGCCCUCCCGACUCCCUCCGCCACCGGCCGUGGCGUGCCGUAUCGCUGUGGGGAACGCAGCUGUUUACAUGACGUUCAUGGAAAUCAGUGUUCGCUAGCCGCUGCUCCCAAGCUCCGCUCCUCAAAACAGCCGUUUACCUGUUGCCUAGCAACAGGUUCACCCACCCACCAGUAACAGGUGAGGUGUGGACUGUUGCUCUGGUGCAAUGUUUUGUUAUUUCUUUUUGUUCUUCCUUCAAGCUGCCUGAGCUUUUGCAGGUAAGAUGGCAAGUCUGGCUUCGCUAGUCAAACGGAAGCUUUUAAACAGUGAAAGUUAAAGAGAAAAAAAACUCGAAAUAAAGUAACUGUCCUAUAGUCUCGUGCAGCACCGGGGAUGCUAAAGCACGUGAGAGCGCGUAUGUGGGCACAUGAUGCGGGUGAUUGUUAUAUAUGGGGGGAAUUCGUCCCAAAGUGUGGCGUUGAUGGAGUCGAAAGUGGGGGAGGGUCUAGGUUUAAUGGAGGCCCCUCUGUCCGGACUGAAAACGCUGAAACUUGGAAGCACAUAAAUUAUGAAACCGCAGAAACCACGCUCACGAACUUUAAUUCCCACCCCAGACUACAUGGCCUUAUAAUUAGUUGCGCGAAUAUUCUCACCAAUUGGACGUUACUGCUUUCAAAAGACCGCUGGUCGCCGUAAAAGCAGAACUAGCGGCAUUUAAGCACGGAACUAGUCUUAAAGCAUGUCCUACUCGGUGACGCUAUUUUUCUUCCCUUUCCGGUGCCGAUUUGGUUUUAGUAGCGAAACGAUGAAUUGAAACAAUCCAGUCGGUUUAAACCGCGCGGGGGAAUAAGCGCUAAGAUGCGCCGUACUCACGGCUGCUUAUGCACUGCUUCGGGUUAAAGCAGGCGUGUCAACCUCCCCUUCUGCCUAAAAACCCCUGCUUGUUUUAAGAUUUACGCGUUCAUAUCAGAUAUAAACCCGCAACAAUGUGGGGGCGACUUGCUGUGAAAAUACGAAUAUCUUUACAGGCAGGCUACCGGAGCGCUGAAGUCUAAUUCGGGCCUUGACCUGAUGUAAAGUGAACAGGCGUCAUGUCCCAUCUGACUGAAGUCGUUUUUGUAGGCUGUCACGUUAUGCUCUUCAUGAUAAAAAAAAACGCCCUGUGCCAUCAGUCUCCCGAGCUUUCCCCUGUUUUCCCGCUAUAUCCUUACUGCAGGAUGCGAUGUCCCAUCCUUAACCCACCAGCUUCUUGUAUCGUGCACUAAACUAACGGCGACGAACCCGCAGCGGCGUCAGCCUGAGGAUGCCGCUUUUAAUUCUUAAAAAAUGGAAAGAAUGGAGAUCGCCUGCAAGUGGCUGGCUUGCAUGAUGCUCUGACCCGCUUUUUAAAACCAAGCUACGUGUUCCGUCUGCCGGGAAUCGCCUUAUCGUUACUUGUGCAGUUCCUCAUCUCUUUAGUCCUUCAGAUCAAGCAAUAUUACAGUUUCUAGUUUUAAAAAAAUAGGUCUUUUCUUUUAAAAACAUUGAGGUUGCCCUUAAACAAUAUGCCUUGACAUUAACAGUAUUACUGUGCUUUUUGUUUAUAUUUUAUUAAAAAGAAAAACUAAAUUGUGCCUUUUAUUUUCUUACAUUUACAUGCAUCACAUGGUGGUAACGUGUGUGUGUAAACUCAUGUACAGUGCAAGUAAAUAAAAGUGUUAACUUGUA